UGAAUUUUUGGACAAAAGUGCUUAUACUAUUUUUUCCCACCGGUAGAUAGUCCACUGAACUCUCUAGUUCUGAGAAUAUAAAAGGCAUUCGUUGAAUUCGGUGUUUGUUUGUUUUCGGUUACAGCAUAUCUGUGAUCAUCAAGGUGGUGACACUGACACUCCGGUUGAAUAGUAGAAGAAAAAUCAAUGGACUCUGCGUUGAACGCAGCAUUGGAAGAGAUAUGCACACACGUUGAAGAGGGAAUCACUCUUCAAUCACUCUUCUCUAAACUCCAAUCAAUCAAUCUCAAUCUCACUCCUUCCUUCCAACAAUCAAUCUUCACUAAUCUCCUUCGCAUUCCCACUCUCCGUUUCGAACCCCCUAACCCUAACCCUAAUUACGAUCAAGAAGAUCACAAUCUCAUCAAAAUCUUCCCUCAACAAACCCUCUCCCACAACUUCGUCGGUAUUUACGAUCCCCAAUCACUCCAACAAUCUCAAUUACGCGUCCUUCAUCUUCUCGCUAAUGCUAAACACAACGGUAUUACUCAAACUCAACUCUCUAAACAAUUACGGAUUGAUCCUAAUAACUUUCACUACGUUUUGAGGACUUUGGAGUGUAAGGGCUUAAUCGUCAAACGCUCUGCCCUUGAAAAGAAGACACAAAUUCACACUUCCUCCUCUUCCUCUGUUAAUUAUACACCUCUUAAUAUUACUACUCAUUUGGUUUACUUGCGUCGCUAUGCUAAUAAACCACUUGCUCAGCAUCAAAGAUUUGAAUUUCAAAUCACACAAUUCAAUCAACCAGACUCCCAACAACAACAACUACUUCAAACCCAUGUUCGUCUUGCCGAUUAUGAACCUCCAAUCAAAGCUAUUUGUGACAAACUAGCAAAUGCCAAUGGCAAGGUUCUUCUCGUGUCUGAUAUUAAGAAGGAUCUUGGUUACUGCGGAUCGCGUCCAAAACAAAGAGCUUGGAGACAGAUUGCUGCCAGGUUGAAAGCGCAUCAAAUUGUGGAGCAGUUUGAUGCUAAGGUCAAUGGCAAGAUAGAGGCUUGUCUGAGGCUUCUUGACCCAAUAACUACUGAAUCUGGAAAUGAAGAUAAAAACUCAGACUCUGGGAAUAUAUGUCAACUCACAGAUCAGUUGGUGGAGCUUCCUAUUGAGCAUCAAAUUUUUGAUAUUAUUGAUACUGCAGGAUCAGAUGGCAUUACUAUAAAGGAGAUAUGUGACAGGCUUCAGAUUGAUCUGAAAAAGAAUCACAUUCGACUUGUAAGUCUGUGCCACAGGUUUGGAAUGAAAGUGCAAGAAGAACAGUGCCUUAAAUCUAAGACAAUUAGAGUUUGGACAUCUAGAAAUUUCAAUUCUGAACUUGAAGUUGCACUUAUUCACAAGCUGGAUGAAAAUAAAAUUUUGGACCAUCACCUGUGUGAUAGUUCUUCAAAAAUAAGAACUGAAUUUGAGGCUUCAACUUUCAAAGGAGAACUUGUUGACCCUGACAAAUUGGAAGAUGUAGGAGCUGGUGCAAAACUAUCAUGCGCAUCUCCAAACAAUGUAGAGUCUAACUAUGUAGAAGCACCAACAAAUUUGCAAGGGCCGGUCCCUGACCAAAGGGGUACCACUUCUCACAGCAAACCAGUCAGUUUACCUAUGGAGGGAAACAUUGCAUUAUCAAAAGCUUUUCCAUCUGAUGCAUUGACACCAAUCUCUGCUAGAUCAUAUCAAAGAUAUGCAAGUCUAUCGUUGUCAGCUGAUGGCACUAAAAAGGCUAUCAGGAUACUAGAAAGAUUAAAGGAUGAAAGGUAUGUUUUGAGACCAGAGCUAAAUAGAUGGCUCAAUACCUUUGAGAAGGAUAAGUCUAAAAAAGUGGACCGUAAAACUUUAGAUCGAAUAUUGACUAAACUUCAGGAACAAGGGCAAUGCAAGUGCAUAAAAAUACGUAUCCCUGUUAUUGCUGAAUAUUCAAAGACCACAGAUUGCGUGAUUGUUGUGCAUCCAUCCGUAAGUCUAUCUCCUGAGUUACAUGAUGAAAUGCAAGAUAAAGUGAGAUCAUUUAAAAAUGAUAUCCACAGCAAAAGCACCCGUCCACAGAAAAAUGAUGAAUUGAUACCUGUAAUGGAGAAUGUUCAGAAAACUCAAAGCCUUAUAGUUCCAGGUCAUCAGGCUGAUAAAGCAGAAGCCAUGCGUGCUAAUGGAUUUAUAAUAGCAAAAAUGGUUCGUGCAAAGCUGCUGCACAUUUUUCUUUGGGAUUAUCUGCAUAGGUCAGAAAACUGUAGUGAUGCUGUAUCAUCUAAUGGGCUAGCUGAUAAUCCUCAUAGUAGCAGCAAACUAUUUUCUCUAGACGCAGCUAUUAACGCAAUUCCAGUGGAACUAUUUCUACAAAUUGCUGGCUCCACUAAAAAAUAUGAAGAAAUGAUUGAUAAGUGCAAGAAGGGUUUAUGUCUCUCUGAUCUUCCUGCAAUUGAUACUCUUGCAAUUGGAAGACUGUCAUUAAUUAUUGACAUUUUAAGGCGGUUAAAGCUCAUUCGGGUGAUAAUUUCACAAUCUAUAGAUGGAGUUAAAACCCCACAUGCUUUGACACACAUGAUGGAACUUAGACCUUACAUUGAGGAACCCCUUUCAAAUGACGCAGCAUCUUUAAAUUUUACGUCUCUUGAUCUUCGACCAAGGAUUAGGCAUGAUUUUGUUCUGUCUAAUAGAUAUGCAGUUGAUGAAUAUUGGCGAACAUUGGAAUACUGUUAUGCUGCUGCUAAUAGAAAAGCUGCUUUAUAUGCAUUUCCUGGAUCUGUGGUCCAUGAGGUUUUCCGCUUCCGGUCAUGGGCAUCUAAUCGUCUAAUGACAGCUGAACAACGUGCUGAGCUUUUAAAGCAUGUUACUAAGCAUGAUCUAAGUGAAAAAAUUUCGUACAGGGACUGUGAUAAGAUUGCAAAAGAUCUGAAUCUUACCUUGGAGCAGGUACUUAGCAUGUAUUAUAGUAAGCGUCGCCAUGGCCUUAAUCAGCUCAAUGAUGAAGAGAGUGAGGAUAAUUCACUUGAACGCAAAGGCAAUUCAUCUUUUCGCAGGAAGAAAGAUUCUCCCGAGUUGAGGCCAGCAAAGCAUGCAAGAAUUGAUGCAGCAACUGGUGUUAUGGAGAAACACAUAGAUGACCAACAUAUGGGUAUUUAUUCAGAGGAGCAAGCGACCCAUAUGCAAGAGUUUGAGGAGGUUAAUUAUGAAAUUGAGGGUUCUCCAGACUGCUCUCCAUGUAUUAGCCAGCGUAUCUUAACUGCAACGAAGGCACCACGCCAAAGAAGAUUCAUAUGGUCAGACAAAACUGACAGGCAAUUGGUGAUCCAAUAUGUUAGAUACCGCGCUGUUCUUGGUGCUAAUUAUCAUCGUGUAGAUUGGGCCUCACUUUCUGAUCUUCCGGCUCCUCCACGUGCUUGUAUGAGAAGAAUGAAUUUUCUGAAUGCUAACUUAAGAUUUAGGAAAGCUGUGAAUAGACUCUGUACCAUGCUUAGUGAACAAUAUGCGAAACAGCUGGAGAAGUCUCAGAACUUGUCAUCAAAUAAAGAUGAUUGCAGACUGUUUGUGCAAUCCCAGUCUAGUAAAGGCGUUCACAACAGUUUUACUCCAGAUGUUGAAAUUCACAUGAGUAGUCUAAAUGGAGAAGUGUGGGACAACUUCGAGAAUAAAAGUAUUGAGACAGCCCUUGAUGAGAUCCUGCGCUGCAAGAAGAUGGCCAAGCUGGAUGCCUCCUCACAAAAUGAUCAAUCGCAAUAUGAAGAUUGGAAUAGAUAUGAAUCUCGAGAAAAUGGAAAAACUACAGCAGCUAUUCCUAGUGAGAUUAUUCAGAGCCAUCACGGGAAGCCCCAUACAUUUUCUUCCCAAAGAUCAUGUCUUGAUAUGAAAUUUUCUAGGUUUCUAAACAACAGGCCUAGUAGUUAUGGACAAGUAUACGAAUCACUGGCUGUUUCAAAUGCCGUCGAGCUAUUUAAGCUUGUUUUUUUAAGCACUGCUACCAAUCCACAGGCACCAAAUUUAUUAGCAGACAUUCUUCGGCAUUACUCAGAGCAUGAUCUAGUUGCAGCUUUUAACUACCUUAGAGAGAAGAAAAUAAUGGUUGGGGGCAAUGGCAGUGAUGAACGAUUUGAACUAUCACUGCGGUUCUUGGAUAGUAUUUCUAAGUCACCAUUUCCAUUUGAUACUGGAAAGCAAGCUGUUAAAUUUUCUGCGUGGCUGAAGGAAAGGGACAAAGACCUUACUGAAAUGGGGACUGAUCUUGUUGAAGAUCUUCAAUGUGGGGACACUUUUCAUUUGUUUGCUUUGAUCUCAUCAGGAGAACUUUCAAUUUCACCAAGCUUACCUGAUAAUGGUGUUGGAGAAGCUGAUGACUUGAGAAGUGGCAAGCGUAAACCUGAUGCUAGCGGGUCUUCCUUUAGUGACAAAGCCAAAAAACUGAAAUCCUCGUUUGGAGUAGAGGGUGAAAUUAUUUCUCGCCGGGAAAAAGGUUUUCCUGGUAUAAUCAUUUCUGUUCACCGCACAGAAGUUUCAAAAGCUGACAUUUUAGAUUUGUUCAAGGAUAAUGAUAACAAUAACCAACAUUUCAAUGGGAAUGUUCAAUUAGACAUGGGCCAAAAUAGUAAUUAUUCACUUACUGAUCAUAUGUUGGAAACCUUUAACUCAUGUGACCCAGUACCUGAGGAAAAAGAUCAUAUUGAAUCACCCUGGGAAUCUAUGGCAGGGUAUGUUAGACGUUUGAUGAAGGUACCUUAUAGUCAAGAACAAGAAUGUGCUGUGUGUGCUGAGGUCUUUGUGGUUGUUUAUGCUGCCAUCCAGAAGGCUGGUGACCAAGGAUUAAGCAUGGGAGAAAUUCACCAAGUUAUAAACUUGCCAGGAGCAGACAUAGAUGGACUGAUUGUUGAUGCUCUUCAAGCAUUUGGAAAAGCUUUAAAGGUCAAUGCUUAUGAUUCUGUUCGUAUUGUUGAUGCUCUAUACCGUCACAAGUACUUUAUGACAACUGUGUCUGGUUUUCAUCCUGUUGUUCAACCUUCCUCAAACAAGACCAUUAAGAAAAGUGAUAAUACAUGCCAGCUUCCCAAAUCAAAAGAAAGCAACUCUGCUUCUGCUGAGGUUCUAAGGGAAAGAAACUCUGCCCUUGAUAAUGUGCACAAAGUGACAAUUCUUAAUCUUCCACAAGAGGACGUGGAUCCUGAAAAUAAAGCUUGUGAUAGGAAUGAAGGUUGCAUGCAAGACAGACCUGGCUCGUCGAGAGGUGACCAUGAGAAAGAAAUGGUUAAAGUUUCUUCUGGUGAGUUAUGUAUGCCAAUAUUGCCAUGGAUAAAUGGAGAUGGGACUGUCAAUAGCAUUGUUUUCAAGGGACUCAGACGUCGCGUUCUUGGAAUAGUGAUGCAGAACCCGGGGAUAUUGGAGGAUGAUAUUCUACGCCAGAUGCAUAUGUUGAAUCCACAGAGCUGUAGAACUCUUUUGGAAUUGAUGGUUCUGGAUAAACUCCUAAUUGCGAGGAAAAUGUACCAAAAUAUAUUUGGCGGAGGCCCCUCCAUGCUACAGAAUCUUAUUGGAAGUAAAUCAUGUCAACGGAAGUGGAUUUGCGCAGAGCAUUUCUUUGCCAAUCCUAUGAGUACUUCGUUGUUGUAGGGAAUAUGUGGUAUUGGAUAUGUAAAAUAGAUAGUUAUCAUGUAUAUAUAUAUAUAUAUAUAUAUGAACAAACACAUGGAUAGGCGAUUUCGGAUACUAGUACUAGUCUUGAAGUUCAUAUAUUUUGGAGAAUCACAACCUAGAUAACUUGUAAUACUAGUAUAUGUUAAGCUUAUGAGCUUUCAGAACUCUGAUCUGUCUUAAGAAUAUGUUCAAUGUUGAAGUUGAAAAAGAGUCAGUGUUAUUAAAACAGGCCA
Molecule: messenger RNA, 5873 nt
Organism: Trifolium pratense (red clover)
Lineage: Eukaryota; Viridiplantae; Streptophyta; Magnoliopsida; Fabales; Fabaceae
Exons: 17
Coding region: 187-5616 (1809 amino acids)
Biological process (GO): transcription initiation at RNA polymerase III promoter; 5S class rRNA transcription by RNA polymerase III
Cellular component (GO): transcription factor TFIIIC complex
Molecular function (GO): DNA binding
Source: RefSeq, a predicted model, not a curated record